Bipolaris oryzae ATCC 44560 is the source of this 447-nucleotide messenger RNA. RefSeq lists its product as uncharacterized. The coding region runs from base 1 to 447 and encodes 148 amino acids. The transcript has a single exon. The record is from RefSeq and is a predicted model, not a curated record. Lineage: Eukaryota; Fungi; Ascomycota; Dothideomycetes; Pleosporales; Pleosporaceae.
AUGGCCAUAUACUAUGACCAGAAGCACUCACCAAUUAAUAUUAGAGACAUAGUCUACCUCUGGGUAACGCGAAAACUAAACAAGGGCUAUCGCAUACCCCACUCCUCUACUCUCAAUGUUAUUAAAACCGGCCUAUUCAAAGUACUAGAACGAAUUGGCAAAGGCGCCGUCCGACUCGACCUGCCAGCUCAUAUAAAGAUCCACCUAGUAGUCUCUAUAGUCCAUCUAUCACCGGCACAGACCGACCCGUAUGGACGAGCCCUAGUCACCGUGGGCCGAGUCACUGAGGCUGCGGAAGACGUCUCAGUCGCAGACGUGCCAGAGCUGACAACUACUCCCGCAGUUGACGCACCUCCGGCCCUGCCCACUGCCCCCGGUGAAGCGCAACGAUACAUCGUCGACCGCAUCCUCACCAAGGAGCUACGACGCAAGCUAGGCACGAAGUAG